AUGCCACAGCAACAUGGCUUUCCAACAGUUAGCCGCCUCUUUCUCCUCUCCAUCCUCUGGUUCAUAAGCGCACCCGUUAACGUUGAAGCAGCAGCUGCCAGACAUUCCCGCGCGAGGGCCUUCAUAGAGGCCUCAUGCAGGUCUACCCUCUAUCCAACGCUCUGCGUCAAAACCCUCUCCAACUUUGCCGACAACUUAAACCAAUUUCAAGCUAUAAGCCCACAGCAACAACUAGCUCAACUGACCUUGUCCGUCGGCCUCGUGAAGGCCCAAGGCACCAGGGAGUUCUUGUCAAACACAACCACUAACAUGAAGGGAAUCAUGUCCCACAGCGGCUCCCUGGAUCUGGCAUAUUGUUUGGAUCAAAUAAAUGAUGGCGUGACGCAGCUGGGACGGUCGAUUCAAGAACUCCGGCGCUUGGCUACGCGUCGACAACGGCGUCGAACUGGAUCCAUCGACAGCAGUGAUGACCCCACCUGGCACAUUAGCAACAUCCAGACAUGGCUCAGCGCCGCCCUCACCGAUGCCAACUCCUGUCUUGACGGGUUCUCUGGGCGUGGCUUGGGCAGCAACGUGAAGGCCGCGGUCAAGGCGAAGGUCUUGAAUGUGGCACAGGUCACCAGCAACGCACUGGCCUUGUUUAACCAUUUCGCUGCAAUGUACCGAACCACCAGUACAUCUACUGUUGCCACCAAGUACAAGCCCUGA
This is a messenger RNA of Malania oleifera, 708 nucleotides long. RefSeq names its product pectinesterase inhibitor 9-like. The record is from RefSeq and is a predicted model, not a curated record. Lineage: Eukaryota; Viridiplantae; Streptophyta; Magnoliopsida; Santalales; Ximeniaceae. Bases 1 to 708 code for a protein of 235 amino acids. Gene Ontology annotation, molecular function: enzyme inhibitor activity. The transcript has a single exon. Gene Ontology annotation, biological process: negative regulation of catalytic activity.